AUGGCCACCACCGGACAGGGAUACACCUACGGCUUGCGCGCCUACACCGGCGCACAACUCCUCGCGCGGCGAGAUCCUCCCAACCAGAACAGACCAGCCUUCAAUCUCACAUACGACUCCACCCAAAACGCCGAACUCGAAGCCUUUUGUGUCGAACAUGGCCUCGGCGGCACCCACGCCCUUCCAAUCCCUAGCCUCCUCUACGAGCUCACCAACAAUCUGCACUUCUUGCACGCGGAUGAGGACCACGCUGUCGUUCGAGAGUUGCUACGGCGCGUGGCAAAGCGAGUCGAAGGCCGCAAGGCAGUCAGGCACGAUAUACGUCGACAAGGUGGAUUCUGGGAUACUGCUGAGCAUGGUCCCGUGGCGACAUUGGUUGAGGCUGCCUUGGGAGUGUGGUGGGACGAGCAGCGCGCUGCGCAAGAGACAUACAGCAUGAAGCUUCUCGAGAAGAAAGCGAAACCGGCCAUGGUCGAGGACGAGGAUCUGGAGCAAGUACAGGGCAGUGUUCCCCAGGACGGCGGCGGCAAGGAAUCCCAGAAAAAGAAGCUCAAGAGCCAGGGCAAGGUCCAGCAGGACGACCAGCUCAAGAGCAAGAGCCAGGGCAAGGUCAAGCAGGAAGACCAGCUCAAGAGCAAGGGCAAUGGCAAGGGCAAGCAGGACGACCAGCUCACGGGCAAGGGCAAUGGCAAGGGCAAGCAGGACGACCAGCUCACGGGCAAGGGCAAGGACAAGGACAAGGUCAAGGACCAGGCAAAGCAGGAGCAAUCACAACGAUCCCCACCCCAAGAUCAUCACGCAGACCAAGCCAAGCAGGACGAGGACCGCGGACCCUAUGACGACGACGAGGAGCACCACCACCACCACCACCACCACCACGCAGAAGCCGGGCGAUCGCGCGCGCAAUUGUUGCACGACUACCAGCUUCUUCGCGUCGCAGCCGCGGAGCUCAGGGCCCGGCUGUCGGAGCUUGAGUUGUCGGAUUAA
Messenger RNA from Fulvia fulva, 987 nucleotides. RefSeq lists its product as uncharacterized. NCBI's taxonomy places the organism in Eukaryota, Fungi, Ascomycota, Dothideomycetes, Mycosphaerellales, Mycosphaerellaceae. The transcript has a single exon. The record is from RefSeq and is a predicted model, not a curated record. Bases 1 to 987 code for a protein of 328 amino acids.